AUGAGGCCCGGUGUUCGCCCCGAGAUGAGUGUGGGGGUCUAUACUGCAUCUGAUGGCUUCUUUGAAGCCCUGUGGGAGGGCGGCGUCACUCAUGUCUUUGUCAACCUGGGCUCUGAUCAUCCCUCUAUCCUGGAGGCUAUGGUGAAAGCUCAAAAUGGAGGUAGCAAAGAAUUUCCGAGAAUUGUGACAUGUCCAAACGAGAUGGUAGCGCUGUCUAUGGCUGAUGGCUACGCUCGAUUGACCGGGAAGCCCCAGGCCGUGAUCGUACACGUUGAUGUUGGCACACAGGGUCUCGGUGCCGCAGUACACAAUGCCUCCUGUGGACGCGCGCCGGUUUUGAUCUUUGCCGGGCUUUCUCCGUAUACAAUCGAAGGGGAGGCUCGUGGCUCGCGCACGGAAUACAUUCAUUGGAUCCAAGACGUACCUGAUCAGAAGCAGAUCGUUGCGCAAUACUGUCGAUACACGGGAGAAAUCAAGUCUGGCAAGAAUGUGAAACAGAUGGUCAAUCGAGCUCUCCAGUUUGCAACCAGUCAUCCUCAGGGCCCUGUCUAUCUUAUGGGAGCACGAGAGGUGAUGGAACAGGAGAUCGAGCCUUACAAACUGAAUCCAGCUCACUGGGGUCCUGUCGGACCAGCUGCAUUGCCGCACCACGCCGUUGAAUUGAUCACGUCCGAGCUUGCCGCAGCCAAGAAUCCUCUGGUGAUAGUGGGCUACACUGGCCGGAACGCUCAGUCAGUGACGGGAUUGGUGGGGCUUGCUGAUAGCUUCAAGGGUAUUCGCGUUCUGGAUACCGGUGGCAGCGAUAUGUGUUUCCCUGCCGAUCAUCCUGCUUGGCUUGGUCUCCGCUAUCCGGGACAUGAAGCCGUUGAGACGGCUGACUUUAUUCUUGUUAUUGACUGCGAUGUGCCUUGGGUACCAACCCAAUUCAAACCAUCCAACUCAGCCAAGAUCGUGCACGUCGAUGUUGACCCGCUCAAGCAACAGAUGCCGGUCUUUUACAUACCCGCCAUGGCGACGUUCCGAGCAGAUUCCGCUACAGCCCUGGGGCAGCUGAACCAGCACAUUUCAAGCACCAUGUCACUCCAGCGAUUCAUUACUUCUCGCGAGAACAGUGAGAUGGGUCAUAUUCGCGAAAAGCAAUACGCAAAGCGCCGGCAAGAGAUUAGCGACCUGGCAAUGAAUCCUGAAGGAGGCGAGUCCGCGCAUUUGAAUAUUUCUUAUCUGAUGGCACAAGUCCGAAAAGAAGUCCCUGCAGACACGAUAUGGGCUAUCGAGGCUGUAACACUUACACCUCAGGUUUCUGAUCAAGUCAGCGCAACACUGCCAAACUCAUGGGUCAACUGUGGCGGCGGAGGUCUUGGCUGGUCGGGCGGCGCUGCUCUUGGUAUCAAGCUUGCCUCGGACACAGAACACGGGGGUCCCGGCAAGGGCAAGUUCGUCGUACAGGUCGUUGGAGAUGGCACUUUCCUCUUCUCUGUGCCCGGGUCCGUCUACUGGAUUGCGCGCCGGUAUAAUAUUCCAGUCCUGACAAUUGUUCUCAAUAAUAAGGGAUGGAACGCACCUAGGCGAAGUAUGUUGCUCGUUCAUCCAAAUGGAGAUGGGUCUCGAGCCACGAAUGAAGACCUCAACAUAUCUUUUGCCCCGACGCCUGAUUACUCUGGUAUCGCAAAGGCUGCUGCGGGUGGGGAACUAUGGGGCGAUCGAGCCUCUACAGUCGCCGAGCUUGCGCAGAAGCUACCUGAGGCUGUGCAGAGUGUAAUGGCAGGCAAAGCAGCAGUUUUGGAAGCGCAACUCGAUGGAUCGAUGGGCAAGUUUGUUGGAGCAUAA
Molecule: messenger RNA, 1827 nt
Organism: Penicillium diatomitis
Lineage: Eukaryota; Fungi; Ascomycota; Eurotiomycetes; Eurotiales; Aspergillaceae
Exons: 4
Coding region: 1-1827 (608 amino acids)
Biological process (GO): L-valine biosynthetic process
Cellular component (GO): mitochondrion; acetolactate synthase complex
Molecular function (GO): magnesium ion binding; thiamine pyrophosphate binding; acetolactate synthase activity
Source: RefSeq, a predicted model, not a curated record